Penicillium subrubescens is the source of this 3035-nucleotide messenger RNA. RefSeq names its product short coiled-coil protein. Lineage: Eukaryota; Fungi; Ascomycota; Eurotiomycetes; Eurotiales; Aspergillaceae. The transcript has 2 exons. Gene Ontology annotation, cellular component: trans-Golgi network. The record is from RefSeq and is a predicted model, not a curated record. Bases 711 to 1214 code for a protein of 167 amino acids.
GUUCUUUUUUCCCUUCUCCCCUUCUUCUCUCCCCCAACGCCUUAAUCGCCAAACCUCGAUUUCCUUACCUUAUUUCGACUCUCUCGACUCUCCCUCCUCUCGACUCGUCUGGAAUUGUUCCUUCCCUACCGACUUCACUACCUGUUCCCAUCACCCGAACGCUAAAAACACCCCGAUACACCGCAAACGUUACAACUAUCUCCACCAAACCAUCACCCCCCCUCAAACAUUCGCCUCUCCACCAUUAAAGCACGACACCCUCCUGUCAACUUUUGCUCCAAACGCUGAGAACGCUUUCCAUCUCGACUUGUCCUUCCACCAACUCUGCGCGCCCAAACAACCACCCGUUCAAUCUGGCUCGUGGUUCGAUUCCCACGCCCAUCCUCCUUCGUUCCGAUCCCCCCACCGACCCCGGUAGCUACCUCAAGCGUAACACAGAUUUCUCGUCUGGGGUACAUCGCUAGGGGUAGACCGUGGUCGUUCACAGUUCUCUCCGACCCGUGAAAAAAAAGAAAGAAGAAAAGGGAAUCAGGACUCCUGUGUUGAACUCCUUUCUUCAAUCUUCCACUCCUGUUUUUUCUCACCCCAAAACGAUCGCUUGAUCUCCCGGCUGCAACACCUAACCCCCGAGUUCUCAAAGAACAAAUCGCCACGCUGGACCUCGCCAACUCCAUCCUGUUCGACUGUGUCUGUUGCGAGCAACCACCUCUAUGGCCACUGACAUAGAUAUGCAUGACGCCUCACCUGUGCCUACUCUGCCGCAUCCUCACGACGGUGGCCGUAUGCAUAUGUCCUCCCUGUCCUCAUCUUCAUCCAUAUCUGACGCCGAAACUGAUCGCCGAGGCCGCUCUGAACGUCCGCGCAUGGCGAGUCGCAAGCCAUCUGCUUCCAUUCUGGUUCCCCGAGAUCACCCCGAAAUUGAAAUUGAAGAGGAAGAAUUUCCUCCUGACGACGCUCGCGCUAUGAGUCCCCGCCGUAAUUCUGCUGAUCUGGAGCGAUUGGGCAAGGAGGCCCGCCAGACGCUUCAAGAGCAAGCAAAGGCUCUCCAGUCCUCUCUCCAGGCCCUCGCCGAACGCAUUGACGCAGUCAAGUCCGACCACGAUAAGUUGGAAAACGAGAACAAGAUCCUCCAGGACUACAUCGGUGGUCUUACCCGCAAUAUGACCAAGAGCGAAAUGACUCGCAGUACAAAGGCUCGAAAAGCCCAGAAAUAAAUCCCCUCGACCGAUAGGUGUCGCAGGGGUUGGAGGAGUCGCAGGAUGAAUUGGAACACUCACUACGAUUCUACGACUCGGAUUUGAUGACUACGUUCUCUCUUCGACUUCGACACGGGACUGAUCUUGGGAGCCGCCAUAUUUUGUGAUCUUCCACACCAAUAACUACUUCAAUACAUUUCCGCCUAGCCCAUUCACGACAACCAUCAACUCUCCUCGAAAAUUACGUGCUCGAUUCCACGAUGCUGAACUCGGAAGUCCUGGUCACCGGACUCCGAACUGCAUAGCAGUCUCGCCUACUCGCCCCCACGGGACAACAAGGCGUACGAGGCUUUUCCCUGACAUUACGGGUUGCCUGUAUGGUACCAGGGGGCGUGUGUACAUCUCUCCCUGAUGGUUGUCGCCACUCGCUCACUUCUCCCGAUGAUGAUUUUCGGCCACCCGACUGGAUCGACUGGCUACCUACACAACAUUUACAUCUCCACAUACAACAUUCUCAUGAUCAAUCUCGCCACAGAAGUUCGUCACCGAUAUCCACCGCCCUUUUGAGGUGGGACCGACCGUUGAAACCUGUCAGGUCGUCCCAGCACAAGUGCUUAUUUACCCAAGGGGGCAACGGAUGUUCGGUGACAUCAUAGCAUAUUUGGGGCUCGUCAAGUGGUCCGCCACUUGAUUCUUGGCAACCUUGUUGUUCAAGGAUCUUCCACCAAAACCCGGGGUCAGCCUUCGGUCGUAUGUGCGACACGAAUCUCACCCUGACACGAUGUGAUCUUCAUUUUGGCUGGCAGAUCGUCCCUCCAAUCUUACCAUUGUCAAUACCUGUUCCACCUGGGCACUCACCCUUUUCAACCCCCAACCUCCUAUCCCUACCUCCACCAUACUCCCAUCAUUGUGACCUUACUCUUCCUCUCUCUCUUCGCGUUAUAUCAUUCGGCGUUGUUUUUUUUCAUUUCUCAUUCUCACUUUUCUUUGAUCUCACACUCACGGCGGCUCUCUGUGAACAUUGGUUUCACUUGUACUUUUUUUUUUUAUUAUCGGAUGCAUAGCACCUUGGGCGUUUCGGGGACUGACUAGACUCGAUUUGAUUGAAUGACUCUUUACCGGAGCCUGCACCUGAUUAUGUUUUCGUCGUCAUAUGGCAUGGCAUUGCAUGGUCAGCAGCAGGACGGCGCGGAAAGUGGAAAGCAUCUUUACCUGGGAGGGAUGUUCUCUUUUCGGAGCAGUCCAGUGUUUCUUUUCUUGAUUUUGAAAUGUUUCUUUUACCUUUUCCUUCAUUUCAUUUCACCAAUUUUGUCUUUUUCUCCUCAUCUUGAAUCACGUUUGUGUUCUCCUGAAAAGGAGUACAACACAAACGGGGUUUGAGUGAAAGGAGAAAUGGCAAUCCCAUGUACAUCUUCCAGCCACUUUUUGCAACUUGCAACUUGCAUUCUUCUAUUAAGCAAUGGACUGCUUCCCCAAGAGAAACAUUUCAUACCAAAGAAGCCUACCAUGCUAUCCUCCAAUAAUUUGUUUCGCGUCUCCAUUUGCAACUUUUUCUACUUACCCGGCUCUGACAAAGUACAGUCUUCAUCAGCCUGCUUUGUCACCCGUCUAUUUUUAUCAUUUUUUAUCAUUGCGGCUCUGUGACUAUUACUGCUUCGCCUUGCCGUACCCAGGAUUCCUGCGCAUGUCUCUCAAGUCCCCAUCCUUAUGUUUUUCUUUUCUUUUUACUCUUGAUCUCUGAUGCACCGCACAUCAUACCCACGCUUCCUUGUCUGGUCUUGUUUUGCAUGGGCUGGUUGCAUGGUGGUUUUUAUUCAGAGCAAAUCCAUAGCAAUGGGA